Messenger RNA from Xiphias gladius (swordfish), 2838 nucleotides. RefSeq names its product phosphodiesterase 12 (gene pde12). Bases 203 to 1981 code for a protein of 592 amino acids. The record is from RefSeq and is a predicted model, not a curated record. Lineage: Eukaryota; Metazoa; Chordata; Actinopteri; Istiophoriformes; Xiphiidae. The transcript is spliced from 8 exons. Gene Ontology annotation, cellular component: mitochondrion. Gene Ontology annotation, molecular function: 3'-5'-RNA exonuclease activity. Gene Ontology annotation, biological process: nuclear-transcribed mRNA catabolic process, deadenylation-dependent decay.
GUUGUUUGCCAUCCGCCACAAAACUUCGGGAAGAGGAAGCAGUAGAAGAAGAAGAACUGCACAAGAAUACUCAUGCUAAUGUCGGGGAAGUGCUGACAGCUAAUGCACAACCUUUUGUAAAUAUAAAAUACUACACGUUGUUUAAAGUAAAGGUUUUAUUUUCCAACCUUCUGUGUUACCAGACCGCCGGAGGUUCAACUUCAUGUUGAACCGCCUCUCCGCUGCGCUCACGCUGCUACACUGCCGCCUGCCCUUCUCCUCACCGAGGACUCCGAUCCGAGCCUGCUGCCGUCUCCUCGGCAGGAUGGAGCUCGCCGUGGUGAGGUGCCUCCCCGGGGAGCCCAAACUCACCAUCUCCUUCUCCCUGGAAGGCAGCCACAAGCACAUGCUUCGGGACCAGGACGAGCCGCUGGGUAAGGUCCUGGCCCGGAUCUCCAACAGCAUCGCCAUGGGUCAAGGAAAGGCGAAGAAGUCGAAGAAGAACAGGGUGCAGCAGCCGUGUGAGGCCCCGGAGCCCGCCGCGGUGAAGCUGUACUACGACGGGGACGAGGUGCCGGACACGGUGCUGAACUCGGAGGCGUGGCGGGACGGAGCCGUGCUGCAGGUGGGGGUGGUUAAAUUCUCGGUGCAGAGGAACGCUCCCACCUUCACCACCGCCGAGCUACCGGCGUCCCUGCUGGCCGGGUUCCCCGCCUGCCCCAAGCUGGAGCUGGAGUUUGGGAACCUCCAAGACUGCGAGUUCACUUGGUACAAAGAGAAAGCCCCAAACACAAGCCCCGAAGCUGCUGGGGAGGUUCCAGGUCAGGAUCCAGGUUGGACCCAGGUUGGAUGCGGGAGAGUCCACGUCCCGUCCAACCAGGACAUCGGCUGCAGGCUCAAACUCCGCUGCACACCCAAGGAUGGAAGUCGCAGCGGCCAGGCCAAGGAGCUGGUCUCUGUGGGAGCCGUGGAGGCCGGACCAGGCGUGUGCACGUUUGACAACCGACACAUGUACACCGUCAAAGAGACUGAGUGGCCGGCCAUGAGGGUGGUGUCCUACAACAUCCUCGCUGAUGUCUACGCCCAGACAGAACUGUCCAAGACGGUGCUUUACCCGUACUGCGCCCCCUACGCCCUGCAGCUGGACUAUCGACAGAACCUGAUCAAGAAGGAGCUGGCCGGAUACAACGCUGACAUUAUCUGUCUGCAGGAGGUUGACAAAAGGGUGUUUGUGGACAGUCUGACUCCAGCUCUGGAUGCCUUCGGCCUGGACGGAGUUUUCAGGAUCAAAAAUAAACAGCACGAAGGAAUGGCCACUUUCUACCGCAGGUCAAAGUUCCGGCUGCUGAGCCGUCAUGACAUCGUGCUGAGCGAGGCGCUGACCUCUGACCCCAUCCAUUCUGAGCUGCUGGAGAAGGUUUCUGCUAACGGCGCCCUGAAGGACAACAUACUGCAGAGAUCCACCUCGCUGCAGGCGAGUGUGCUCGAGGACCUGAAUAAACCAGGCAGGAAGGUCUGUGUGGCCAACACUCACCUGUACUGGCACCCGAAAGGAGGGAACAUUCGCUUGGUCCAGAUGGGCGUGGCUCUGCGGCACCUGAGUCAUGUGAUCAGCGAGGUCGCACCUGGAGCCCCUCUGGUGUUUUGUGGUGACUUCAACUCCUCCCCUAACUCAGGUGUGUUCCAGCUGGUCAGUGAGGCCGUGGUUCCGCAGCAGCACGCGGACUGGAGCAGCUCGGGCCCGGAGGAGUCCUGCAGUAUGGAGCUGCGCUCUGCCUUCCCCCCGCUGCUGAGCGCCUGCAGCCAGCCGGCCUACACCAACUAUGUGGGAGGAUUUCACGGCUGCCUGGACUACAUCUUCGUACAGCCGGAAAGCAUGCAGGUGGAGCAGGUGAUUCCUCUGCCCAGCCACCAGGAGGUCACCACCUAUGAGGCUCUGCCCAGCGUGGCUCACCCCUCUGACCACAUCGCCCUCGUCUGUGACCUGCGCUGGAGCCCCUGACCUGUGACCCCCCAACCACCUGGACAAAAGACGCAGGACAACUCUUGCAAAUACAUUCUGCCUUUGGAUUUCUUUAUACCGGGAUGAAGUCUGAGCAUGGGAAUGUGUUCCUGCAGGUUAACUGUAGACCAGUGAAAGUCAACAGAAACAUGGACGACAUAGUACGACUAUAAUGUUGUGAUUAAGUACAUGUCGUAUAAUUUACAGUCCUUAAUAUACAAAAAUAAUAUUUCAUCACUGAUAUUCAGUGUUGGGUUUUGUUACUUUAAACACAGUAAUGAAUUGCACAUUGAUUUUUAUUUUACCUAGUAGCGACUACUUUGGCUGGUACAUACCGCCCCCGACAGGAAACUAAGUCACGCUGGUUUGAUAACUAUGCUCAUUUCAUCAGCAGAAGUAGGCUCCUGCUGGUUCUUCCUCGCCCUGUGAAGCAGCUGUUAUGACACAUUUUAGACCACAUGGAAACUUAUUGGCUUCAGUACCCAAUGAAAUGGUUAAUAAAUAAAUAUUAACAUUUUAAUAUAAGUAUUUAUUAUUAUUAUUGUUGUUAUUAUGGUCAAACAAGAUGCAGAGUGGUUCUUUGACAUUUUUAAUAAAGUUUGAGUCUACAGAAACGUCCAUGCACGAGUCAGAUUGUUGGCGCUCUCUUUUCGGUUCUGAUACUUUCACCUUCAUAUAAAAGGCAGCAAAAGAGAUGGGAAAGUUCUCCCCGGGUAUGGUAACUGUCAAGUAACGUGCUAUAAUUUCUGGUCAACGUCUUUCUUUAGGUCAGUUUAAAAAUACCUGUCUCCAGAAUGGGUUUCGACAAUCCGGUGGAUUAGGGAAGAAAAACAGAGAUGUAAUGUUAGAAAUUACUA